AUGACGAGUCCGGAUCAAAUAAGAGACAUAUGGAGAACUGCGGAUGCUAUAACAUUCGAUGUAGAUUCCACUGUUAUAACCGAGGAAGCUAUCGACGAGCUUGCCAAUUUCUGUGGGAAAGGACAGCAAAUCACUGAAUUAACAAAGCAGGCUAUGCAAGGUGAUAUGACAUUUCAACAAUCCUUAUCUAUAAGACUGGGGAUCAUAAAUCCAAGUUUGACACAAGUUAAGGAGUUCUUAAAUACACAUCAACCAAGACUUACCACUGGUAUCAAAGAGUUAGUGUCUACUUUACAAGCUCGUGGAAAGCAAGUAUUUCUUGUCUCUGGUGGUUUCCGCUGUCUUAUCACACCAAUUGCUGCUAAACUUAACAUUCCACCUGAAAAUAUUUAUGCUAAUAGAUUAAAAUUUUAUUUCACAGGAGAAUAUGCUGGCUUUGAUGAGACUCAACCAACUGCUAGAAGUGGUGGUAAAGGAGAAGUGAUACGGCGUCUUAAGGAAGAAAAAGGAUUCAAAAUUGUUAUACAUGUCGGUGAUGGCUCAACAGAUUUAGAAGCGUCACCGCCAGCGGAUGCAUUUAUAGGAUUUGGAGGAAAUGUAAUUAGGAAAAAUGUAAAAUCACGCGCGCAAUGGUUUAUUACAAAUUUUGAUGAUCUUGCAAAAUGUUUAUAG
This is a messenger RNA of Mycetomoellerius zeteki, 672 nucleotides long. It is a transcript of the gene aay, whose product is annotated as phosphoserine phosphatase. Gene Ontology annotation, cellular component: cytoplasm. Bases 1 to 672 code for a protein of 223 amino acids. Gene Ontology annotation, biological process: dephosphorylation; L-serine biosynthetic process. The record is from RefSeq and is a predicted model, not a curated record. The transcript has 5 exons. Gene Ontology annotation, molecular function: L-phosphoserine phosphatase activity; magnesium ion binding. NCBI's taxonomy places the organism in Eukaryota, Metazoa, Arthropoda, Insecta, Hymenoptera, Formicidae.